Molecule: messenger RNA, 936 nt
Organism: Yarrowia lipolytica CLIB122
Lineage: Eukaryota; Fungi; Ascomycota; Dipodascomycetes; Dipodascales
Biological process (GO): D-ribose metabolic process
Molecular function (GO): ribokinase activity
Source: RefSeq, a predicted model, not a curated record
AUGCAAAUCACAAUUGUCGGCUCGCUCAACUACGAUCUUGUCACCAUCUCCAACAGACUCCCCAACGCUGGGGAGACCAUGUUCUCCCAGGGCUUUGAGACCCACUGCGGAGGUAAGGGAGCCAACCAGGCUCUUGCUACUGCCAGACUCUCUUCCAAGGUCCCUGAUGUGAACGUCAAGAUGUACGGAAAGGUCGGCAAAGACAACUUCGGUACUCAGUUGAAAAACAACCUCAAGGAUUCUGGCGUGGACGUGUCUGCCAUCCACGAGCUCGACACCAAGUCUGGAGUGGCUGUCAUCUUUGUGGAUCAAGACUCUGGAGAGAACCGAAUCAUGGUCUACGCCGGAGCCAACGGCGAGUGGACUGAGGCCGAUCUCACUGACGAUCUCUUCGACACAGACAUGCUCAUCUUCCAGAACGAGAUCCCCAUCGACAUCGUCUACAAGGCCAUCGAGAAGGCUGGAUCUAAGAAGCCCAAAGUGGUCUACAACCCCAGUCCUGUGGACGAGCGAGGUAACAUCCCCGCCGCCGUUCUCAACAGCAUAGAUUUCCUCGUGGUCAAUGUGACGGAAGCCACUCUCAUCUCUGGCGUCGAAAUCAACGAGGAGGCAUCGAAGGAGGAGAUCUGGAAACAAGCUGACCAAGCUGCGGAUACCCUGUUCAAGAUGGGAAUCAAGGAGGCCGUUGUUGUCACUCUGGGAGGUAACGGUGUCAUUUACAAGACCAAGACUGAUUCUGGACAUGUUCCUUCUAACAAGGUCGAGAAGAUUGUCGAUACUACUGGUGCUGGAGACACUUUCCUUGGAGGUUUCUCCACUAGCAUUAUCCAGGGAAAGACAGUCUCCGAGGCCAUUGCUUUCGGAAACAAGGCUGGUGGUAUUGCUGUCACUCGACGAGGUGCUGCUGAGGGUAUCCCUUACGAUCAUGAGCUUUAA